CAGUGUUUUAAAAGCGGGCGACGUCGCCACAUCUCUUUUGCUUCCCCAGACGCCCUUCUUCAUCUUGUACCCGACAUGGUCGAAUCCACGCCCGAGCAGAGCAACACGCACAGUUCUCCUCCUGCCGAGGCCGAUCUCAGUCCUGCUCCCUCUCCUACUGCGGACUCGGCCGUGGGGAGCGCUGGAAGCGAAUCGUCCUAUGGGGCAUCAUUGCUUUCUGAGGUCAAAAACUACAAAUAUGAAAAUGGAAGGAGAUAUCAUUCAUACAGAGAGGGUCAAUAUGUGCUCCCAAAUGAUGAGAUGGAGCAGGACCGUGAGGACCUUCUGCAUCACAUCCGGAGCUUAUUAUUUCAGGGGAGGCUCUACCAUGCCCCUUUAAAGAAGGAUAUUUCGGCCGCUUUUGAUAUCGGUACAGGGACAGGAAUCUGGGCUAUGGAUUUCGCGGAUGAAUUCCCCAGCACCAAGGUGAUAGGGACUGAUCUGAGCCCUAUUCAACCAGUGUGGAUACCUCCAAAUAUCGAGUUCUUUGUCGAUGAUGCCGAGUCGGACUGGACCUUCAAGAAGGGAUCUUUCGAUUUUGUUCGUGCCUGCGACCUUGGCGGUGCUAUUGCUGACUGGGCCAAACUUCUCCAGCAGACAUACGAGCAUCUGAAGCCUGGCGGCUGGAUCGAGCUCUUGGACUUUGCAAUGGAUCUUCAUUCUGAAAAUGGAAGUCCGGAGCAACAGGCACCACACGCAAUGGAAUUCUUCAGGCACUUGAAAGAGGCCAGCUCCAAGUUUAACCGCCCAAUGGAUGUGGCAGGGAAUCACAUAAACAGGCUUAAAACUGCUGGCUUUAUUGAUGUGGAGGAAAGGAUCUACAGGUUUCCUGACAACCCGUGGCCGACGGAUCCUAUUCUGAGGGAGGCGGGGCGAUAUAACCAAGAGGCGACUUCCAUGGGGCUUGAUUCCUAUGGCACAGCUCUAUUCUCCCGAGUGCUUGGAUGGAACCAGGCAGAGAUCACCGUCUUUCUGGCUGCCGUUCGCAAAGAGAUUCAGGACGUUCGUUUUCAUCUCUACGUGAAUGCCCAUGUUGUUUGGGGUAGGAGGCCAGAAGCCACAGGACUAUAGAUUACUACAUUUACUCCCUCUAUCACGAGUACAAAUGAUUCGUUUCUGGGCCUGUGGCGCUCGGAUUGUUUUAAUUGCCAGGCACCACUCAUAACUUAUUUAUCCUACUUCACUAUGGGACGGC
This is a messenger RNA of Penicilliopsis zonata CBS 506.65, 1234 nucleotides long. RefSeq lists its product as hypothetical. The transcript is spliced from 4 exons. Gene Ontology annotation, molecular function: methyltransferase activity. Bases 76 to 1110 code for a protein of 344 amino acids. Lineage: Eukaryota; Fungi; Ascomycota; Eurotiomycetes; Eurotiales; Aspergillaceae. The record is from RefSeq and is a predicted model, not a curated record.